AUGUUUAGACAACCUGCUAGGAUUAUACUAAGAACUAGUCUUAUACGAUCUAGCUCUCUCAUUAGACCUGCAUUAUUUCAUACAACCACCCCACUUCUAAAGAAAAAGCCAAACAGUAAACAAAAAAUUCAAAAACAAGAUGAAAAAAUUCAAGCAGAAGCAGAAGAAGAAGUAAUAACUCCAACAAUUGAUUUUAAAGAUGCGGAAACUAAAUUUGAAAAAGUUUUAGUAAAAUUCGACAAAUUGGCAAAUGAAAUAAAAUUAGGUAAGUUAAACCCUAAAAUUUUCGAUAAUAUAAUGGUAAAUAUUGGAAAUCAAAGUGAGGUUGAAGAAGUUCAAUUUAAUUCAAUCGCUCAAACUUCAGUUAAAGGUAGAAAUUUUAUAAUAACAAUGUUUGAUCCACUGAAUGCUCAAGCUUUAAUUAAUGCAAUUAUUGGUUCUGGAUUAAAUAUGAGUGGUACUGUUGAUCCAUCUAAUAAAUUCAAUAUAAAAAUCCCAUUACCUCCAAUAACUACAGAAACUAAACAAAACAAUUUAAAACAAUUGAAAGAGUUAUUUGAUAAACUCAAAAACAAUAAGUCAAAUUCAUUAACAAGUGUAAGAGGAGAUAUAAGGUCAAAAUUUCAAGGUCACCUCAAGAACCACAGAAUAUCAGAUUCAGAAAAUAAACAAUUAAAUCAAUUAGAAAAAUUACAUAAAUUAUAUAUUGAUAAAUUACAAGAACUGUUUAAAAAUUUUGAAAAAUUAAUUAUGAAAUAA
Molecule: messenger RNA, 759 nt
Organism: Lodderomyces jiufengensis
Lineage: Eukaryota; Fungi; Ascomycota; Pichiomycetes; Serinales; Debaryomycetaceae
Exons: 1
Coding region: 1-759 (252 amino acids)
Biological process (GO): translation
Cellular component (GO): mitochondrion
Molecular function (GO): ribosomal large subunit binding
Source: RefSeq, a predicted model, not a curated record